AUGAAGCGACGAACAGCAACGGCAGAGGCAGAGGAGGCCUUCUCGGCGCCGAAGAGGCGCUUCUGCAGCAAAGCCUCCUUGAAUGGACCACUGGAACAGCUGCAUGCUAGAGCCCAGGACCUCUUGGAGACCGCCCGCGCACAGCGCACGGCGACCAGCCGCGCGGCACAAGAGCGGCAACACGAGGAAGAGGCCGAGCGAAGGGAAUUGGAGGCGGUCCAAGCAAGGCAUGCAGAGGCACAAGAGCGCCGUCGGGCGGCCCAAGCUUCACUGGAAGAGGCACGCAAGGCCUUAGAGGCUGCACACGCGGAGGCCUUGCGCCGGGAGCAUGCCAAUCAGCUGGCGGAGAAGCAAGAGCAGGAGGCGAAGCAGCAGCUGGACGCCGACCUCCUGACGAGCGGCGUGCGCCGCAGCGCCGCUGAGGACGCCCAGCGGCAACGCAGCGUCCAGGAGAAUAUCAUGAUCUUCAAGUUGAAGAGCCUCUUUUCGCAGCUGAACUUGCCCAGCCACGGCAAGCAGGGCUUGGACAGCUUCUUGGACACCUUGGAGCACUUUCUGGCGGCCGCUGGCUAUUCGAGACCGGCACCUCGACCGGUCGAGGUCGCUCCCGAGGCCUCCUCUGCAGCGCAAGAGGAUCUCGGCGUGACGCAGGCCGUUCCGCCACCUGACCUGGAGGUGCCGCAGGCGAGCGCUUCCAGCAAGUCACCAGCAGAGGCGCCUGAAGCCACUGGUGCCAACCUGAUUUUAGUCAUGGAGGGCGGCGGCUUCCGGGUCGAGAGCACCUUCCCCACAGAGACCGCCGAGGUGCGCCAGCAGGAGCUUCGCACGGCCAUCAGCGCUGCGAAGGAAGCAGUGGUGCAGCGUGGAAAGGAGCACAAGACCGCACAAGAGGCUCACUUGGGAUUCCUGAGGGAGAUGGAAGCGAAAGAGGAGGCCUCACGAAAAUUGCUACAAGAACUGGAGCAGCUGGUGGUCAAGGCAAAGCAAUCACAAGAGGCUUGCGCGGUGGAAGUGACGAAGCUCCAAGAGUUGACCAACCACUUUGAGACGUGCCGGGAGAAUCCCGAGAAGGCCAAACCCAAGGCCGUGAAGGCGCUGAAGGUGGCGCUGAAGGAGCUGGGCGCUGAAGAGCAAACUUUGAAGUCCUUGCCAGAGAUCUUGGCGAAGAAGAAGGGCAAACGCACCACCAAAGAGAGGAAGCUCCUGGGCGGCCUCGAGGAGAUCUUGAAGGCACAGCUCAACGCACGACGAGGCCUUCACAACAAGUGUACGAAAGAAGUGGACGUCCGUCAGGACCAGCUCCGCGGCGCCGAAGUGGAAGCGAGGUCUCGCAGCGAGGCCAUCGAGGCGUCCAAGCUUCGAGUGGAGGAGCAAAAAGCAUUGGUCACGACGGCAGAGGAGCAGGUCCAAGCGGCCUUGAGCGCUCUGAACGAGCACGAGGGCAAGAUGACCUCAGUGGGGAAGAUGUUGAGAUUUAACUCUUGGAGCGAAGCUUGCUGCAUUUGCUGCGAGGAGAUGCCACGCGAUGCCGCCGCCACCCUCGGAUGUGGCCAUGGCUGGUACUGCCCUGCCUGUGUGAACCGUUUCGUCGAGGCGCGCUUGGACGAAGGCCUCGCUGGAGUUCCCUGCCCGUCCUGCCACGGCGAGAUUUCGGAAGGCGACCUGAUACGUCUGUUGCCGAAGCCCACCAUUUUCCGACUGCACGCCUCGAACAUCCACCGCAAAGCGAUGGCCUCCGGCGCCAAGCCCCGGCCCUGUCCCACAGCUGAUUGUGGCAUGCAGAAGAUCUUCGAAGAUGCUCGAUCUGCACGUGACACCUGCCCACUUUGCGAGAAGGAGUCCUGUUGGUGGUGUGGCGCGCAGCCCUUCCACGAGAACAUGACCUGCGAACAGUGGCGCGACGUUCGGCGCCGUUCGAGUACGAGAGAUGGUGAGGAUGCUAGCUUCUUGAAAUGGAUGAAGGAGACAGGGACCAAGCAAUGUCCCACUUGUGGGAUGGCCACUUCCAAGGAGAACCUGGAAAUGCAAAGUGACCAGGUGGAAGAGUGUCACAAGAUGCUCUGCCGGAGCUGUGGCACCAAGUUCUGCUUCGCUUGCCUGGCGAUCCUCACGGACAGCUACACUUGUGGAUGCACACAGAAUGCCCACAACUUUGUUGACCCUCACACUGGCAAGCUGGUGAAACACCUGAAGAAGCCCAAAGCCAAAGCCAAGAGGUGCGCGCGCGACCACGGGUGGCGCGGCGUUCUACCGUCGCGCGUACGUGUUCGGCAUGUUGGACGCGAUUUGUCCCCCAUCUCUUUGAUCAUCCCAAGGUGGGGUAACGGUUAG
Durusdinium trenchii is the source of this 2331-nucleotide messenger RNA. The record is from the annotation of a GenBank genome assembly. NCBI's taxonomy places the organism in Eukaryota, Dinophyceae, Suessiales, Symbiodiniaceae.